AUGAUGCCCUUCCUUCCUGUCAUAAUAGCGGGCGCCCCAGGGCGGUACCCAGGCACUCUGCUGUUCGGCGAAUUCCCCCUCGAACUAAGUUGCAUUGUGCCGCAAGAAGGCUUCCCGUGCGCUUCAGCUGCACGAUCGCACUCGCGUUGAGUUGCGCCUGUCUGACGUACGACUCGAUCGAGUGCUAUCUGUUCCCUAACGUUUCAUCUUUGUCACCCCCGUGGGAAUACAUUAUUUGAACAUGGUAGAUGCCUCUUUGGUUUCUCGCAGAAGGAUUUCGUCGGUCAUUGCAGAAUAUUAUGUUGUGCCCUCAUGCUCAACCAGCACCCGCUCGCUAUCUGAGUUGUCCGUGCGAACCCAGCGAGCGUUGGGACAACCAAAACUGCUAUCUACUCUGAGAGCAACGAUCGCGUUGCUCUGCCGCUCCCUCUCUCUGCAAUGUCAGCUGUACACGCAAUGUUUAGAGAAUACCCCUAUCAUCAUGCCUUGUCGUAUUUCGUCGGGGAUCGAAGCAGUCACU
This is a messenger RNA of Ectocarpus sp. CCAP 1310/34, 520 nucleotides long. The record is from the annotation of a GenBank genome assembly. Lineage: Eukaryota; Phaeophyceae; Ectocarpales; Ectocarpaceae.